Messenger RNA from Boleophthalmus pectinirostris (great blue-spotted mudskipper), 1928 nucleotides. RefSeq names its product palmitoyltransferase ZDHHC3-A-like. NCBI's taxonomy places the organism in Eukaryota, Metazoa, Chordata, Actinopteri, Gobiiformes, Gobiidae. Gene Ontology annotation, molecular function: protein-cysteine S-palmitoyltransferase activity. Gene Ontology annotation, biological process: peptidyl-L-cysteine S-palmitoylation; protein targeting to membrane. The coding region runs from base 219 to 1211 and encodes 330 amino acids. The record is from RefSeq and is a predicted model, not a curated record. Gene Ontology annotation, cellular component: endoplasmic reticulum; Golgi apparatus. The transcript has 7 exons.
AGCAGACUGCACCGGAAGUGCACGCGCAGGUCUCUCCGCCGAGCCGCGGUGGCAUCAUGCUCACAGCUAAAGGCGAGAUCAGCGGACAAUAUGUUUGAUUGUUUCUUAAAUACUUUCUGGGGACCUCCACUAUCCACUGACAGAGACCCGACCAGGGUUAUUCUUUUAUAAAAACAGCAUGCGGUGACUGAGCCUUGCCUGUUGGAGGCCGAUGAAGGAUGAAGAGCCCAGUGCGCCGAUGCAGAGAUGUGGAGCACGGCCGCAGCCGGUCCUCCUCCAAUGGGACCGGCCAUGGGACAGACCUCCUACAGCCCGAGCAGCGCAUCCCCAUCUCCAAAGAUGUGAUCACAGCAUACUCAGCCCCUGGCAUGUGGUUCAUCAAAGACGCUUGUGGGAUAGUGGGUGCCAUCAUCACCUGGCUGCUUGUGUUUUACGCCGAGUUUGUAGUGCUGUUCGUGAUGUUGCUCCCGGCGAGGAACCUGACUUACAGCAUUGUGAAUGGACUGCUGUUCAACUCAUUGGCCUUCCUCGCCCUCGCCUCACACCUCAGAGCCAUGUGCACUGACCCGGGGGCUGUGCCAAAAGGUAAUGCAACCAAGGAGUAUAUCGAGAGCCUUCAGCUGAAGCCUGGACAGGUCGUUUACAAAUGUCCCAAGUGCUGCAGUAUCAAGCCUGACCGAGCACACCACUGCAGUGUUUGCAAACGGUGUAUCCGGAAAAUGGACCAUCACUGUCCUUGGGUCAAUAACUGUGUAGGAGAGAACAACCAAAAGUACUUUGUACUCUUCACAAUGUACAUUGCACUCAUCUCUUUGCACGCUUUAAUCAUGGUGGUCUUCCAUUUUCUUUACUGCUUUGAAGAUGAUUGGUCCAAGUGCAGCUCCUUCUCUCCUCCAGCCACAGUCAUCCUCCUUAUCCUCUUGUGCUUCGAGGGCCUUCUCUUCCUCAUCUUCACUUCUGUGAUGUUUGGCACCCAGGUUCACUCCAUCUGCACCGACGAAACUGGCAUCGAGCGCCUGAAAGGAGAGGUGGGAAAAUGGGAGAAGGUCCCAUGCUGGGAAGCCAUGCAGACUGCGUUUGGAGGGCCCCUGUCUUUGUCCUGGUGCAGCCCCUUCUCUGGACUGACCUGUAAACAGACACCACAGGAGCACAUCCCCGUCCCACAAGGAGAGAUCAUCAAACAGGACAUUAUCGAAAUACCACUCUCCUAAACCUAACCUUAACUUGUCUCUAAACGCUACACAAGAUGUCAGCCAGGGCUUUCUAACAGACAGGAACCAGCCAUAAGAGAUGCAAUAUUUAUAUUUUUAUCUUCUGACUUUAAACCACUGUUCAGGCUCUGUAAAUCUUCCAAGACAAAUACUGCAUAUUACUGUAGGUGUUAAUUGGUCUGAUGAAUGAAUGCACAGAUGAGAAUAUUUGAUAAUUGAACAACUUUUGGGCAGUUUGUUUUACUUGAUGCUUUAUAUGUUUGUAUCACAAACUGGGAAUUAGUUUUGGUUGGUACCUUUUGUCAAUGUAGUUAGUAUAAUAGCAUGUGUACAAGGUUUUCGGUAUCAUAAAGAACAACUAUAUCUGCAGAUAGAAAUUUAGAAUGAUAUUUUGAUUCCUUAAUAAGUCUUGUGAGAAUUAGCCACAGUGCAGUUGUAGUGUGAUAUAGUUACUGUUGCAAAUCGACACUUAAGUUUUAUGUUACUCAUUAUUUAUUAUUACGUUACGGAGAAUGCAAGAAGGCAUUUCCAACCAUCUGGAAGUUAUUCCAUUGUACUGUAUUUUUCACUGUUUACAUCUUUAAUUAAUUAGCACUCAAAAUCUUUCUAAAGCAUGAACCACUUGCCUAUUGCCUUUUUAAGUGUUUUAGAUCACACUGUGCCUUAACUCCUUCUGUGUGUGACUUUGUGGGGAAAAAUAUAUUUCCUAUAUGUUUA